Cydia pomonella (codling moth) is the source of this 2181-nucleotide messenger RNA. Its product is annotated as caspase-7-like. Gene Ontology annotation, biological process: proteolysis. The transcript is spliced from 4 exons. Gene Ontology annotation, molecular function: cysteine-type endopeptidase activity. Bases 169 to 1755 code for a protein of 528 amino acids. The record is from RefSeq and is a predicted model, not a curated record. Lineage: Eukaryota; Metazoa; Arthropoda; Insecta; Lepidoptera; Tortricidae.
UGCAACGUUUGAAAAUUAGAAAGACCUUUAUUGAAGUAAUUUUGGUUAUAUAUUAAGAAGUGCUACAGUAAUUAUUCCAUCAAAAUUUAAAUUAUCUGGGUAACGUAACUUAACCCAACGUCAAGAAUUGUUGUGUUUGUAAUUGUAUAUAUGUGAUAAAAAUAAAAUAUGAGUCAAGCAUUCAAUGUGAACUUGGAAGCAUCUCUGUUUGGAUCAUCUGAUGAAGAUUGUAGUUCCAGUUCGAAAAAAGUAAACAAAGCUUACAUAAAUACUUUGGACUCGUGUGUACAACCAGACAAUACAUUAGAAGAUCUCACCCCCAACGAAGGGGUUUAUGAAACUAGAAAAAUCCAAUCAUGGCAAAGAAGAAGAAAGGGAUACUAUGCAUCUAGAAGUUUUCAAUCAUGGCAUGGUAUGACCGAUAAAGACGACGUCCCCUUUCGAGCACCAGAAAUUAAGAAAGAACAAGACAUAAAUAAAACAUAUGGUUUACAAUUACACUCAUGUGCUGCAUUAGAAAAACAUGGACUAUAUUUCUUUGAACGCCAAAAAAUAUUACAUGUUGCUAAUCCAAAAUUAUCAAAAGAAACAUACGAACAGGAAAAACCACUAGAAGUUAAGAAAAAACUAACCUCAGAGACUGAUUCUGUUAAAGAAAAAAUACCUCAUGAGCUUGCUAUAAAGUCGUUUGAUGAUCGUUUUUUUGGGAAUACUCAAACAGAACCUAUCGAAGACAUUAUACCACUUGGAACGAAAAUAGGGGUUAAUGAAGCUCGAAACUUAUUCGCCACUAGUAAAACUGAUAAAAAACAACCAGCUGAAAAUCAACUUACUUCAGAGGUUGUUGACGACAACAAGAGCGCGCCUGAUAAUAAAUUUAAAAGAAAUAAGUUCAAAGACAUUUUGGAAAGAACGCUGAACAAAACUUAUCCUGAUGCAUUAGCUAUACCCGAAAGUAGCAACACAUCUGAAUCAGAUUUAGAGUUAACAACGUAUGAAUUAGAGAAAUUUGAAAGAAACGAUAUGAUUAUUUUCAAUCAGGAAAACUUUAUGAGCGAACCAAAAAGGCGAGGCACAGCUUUAGAUGUAACGGCAUUAGAAAAUACAUUUAAGGAAUUCCGAUUUGACGUCACCACUCACAAUGAUCUAACAGAAAAAGAUUUUUUCACGGAAUUGCAAAAAUUUAGCAGAAGGGACUUCAGUGCCAGCGGCUGUCUUUGCGUAGCAAUCCUGACUCACGGACAAGACCACGGCUAUCUGAGGGCAUUUGACACACGUUACUGCGAAAGAGAUGUAAUCGCCUGCUUUGACGCUCGUCUCAAUCCCAGCUUGGUAGCUAAACCAAUCAUAUUCUUAAUUCAGGCAUGUCGGGGUCGACAGCCGGCUGCGGUUGUAGAAAUGCGAAACAAAGAUGUAUCUGAACCUAUUCAGACUGUGGAAGUAGAUGCUGCAUUACCAAUAGAGAAAUAUCGCAGGCCCAUGGACUCGGAUAUAAUCAUGUUUCACAGCUCUUUUUUUGGAAGAGCCUCUAUCAGAGUGGUUGAAGAGGGCACGUGGUUCAUACAAACGCUAUGCGAGCAAAUAAGGCUACACGCCGCCACAGACCACUUCGAGAAAUUGUGCCGAAGGGUGCGAACAAUCGUUGCUCACAUGGAGCAUGAAGGGGCAAAGCAAAUGCCAGUAGUUACCACAACAUUGCUCAAAAAGCUGUAUCUUAAGAAGACACUUGCUAGUUCAGACUUAGAUGAAAUUUGACAAAACGUGCUGGUGAAAACGCUUAAACGGUGUUGAAGAAACUUCGAUAGAAUUCGUUCAAUAAAAGCGCCUCGACCGAGUUUUCUUAGUCUUAGUGGCCCUCAACUUAGGGCCAGGGUGCACUAACAACAAUUGACAGACAAAUCAAACCAACGCCACUCAGCAGUGAACAAUAACAUUUUCCAUACAAUAACAUCUUGCGAAAAUUUUAACGGUGACAGGUUGGUACAACCGACCGACCCUUACACCUGUCGAAUUAAAUAAAAAGUCUCACGACCUGGUUUGUAAGCUUAAUCGUUUUUUUUUUAAUUCUAACUACAAAUACCCAAAAAAAUUAACUUUAAACAUGUAUUGGUUCCUAGUCCGGUUCAGACUGAAGUUAACGCACCACACGAACUAAUGUGUAAGGAAUUUUUUACAUUACUG